GCCUGGCGUCUCCCUCGAAGCCACGAUGGAGGAGGCGCUUCCUACCGUCCUGCUGCCCGGCGAAGCCGAAGCGUUGGUGGAGUCGCUGAAGAACUUCCAGCUGCGGGAUAUCGGAAACUACGGGUGGAUAAGGCAACAUGAGCACAUUGAGAAGCUUAACAUGCAGGCAAUACUGAGUGCUUCUGCUGGGCAUGAGCAACUCCUUACUGAGCUUCUGGUGAACAAUGGCAAGAUCCCAGUUCUGAUUGAGGAAUUAAUCACUGUGGAGAUCUGGAAGCAUAAGGUAUUCCCUAUACUUUGCAGACUGGAGGAUUUCAGACCAAAAAGCACAUUUCCCAUAUACUUAGUGCUGCGUCAUGAAGCUUCAAUUAUUAACCUGUUGGAGACAGUGUUUUUUCACAAGGAAAUCUGUGAAUCAGCAGAGGAUACCAUUCUGGACUUGAUAGAUUACAGCCAUAGGAAGCUGACCCUAUUAGCAGGUCGAAGUGCCAGUGGGAAGAUCCCAGUUGAACAAAAGCUUCAGUCGGAGGAUCUUGCCAGUCCUUCAUCAAUGCAGGAACUAAAGAAACAAGCUGAGGAGAUGGAGUUUGAGAUCUCACUGAAAGCACUUUCUGUGUUCCGUUUCAUUACCGGUCUACUAGAGAGUUUGCCAGUGAGUGCUGCGACAAGAAUUCUGAAUACCCACAACUUUCCAUGUCUCUUAGUAGAGUUGGUAGAGCAUUCUCCAUGGAGCUGCCGUGAAGAAGGGAAGCUGAAAAAAUAUGAGAAUGGUGCAUGGUAUGAGGUGCCCUAUGAAGAUCAUGUGAAGAUGACUAAAUUGGAUGGGCAAGUCUGGAUUGCUCUCUAUAACCUGCUCCUCAGCUCAGAAUGUCAGCGCAAGUACAACUUCAAUAAUUUUAACAAAGGCCAGCUCCUGAAGCUCCGUGCCUUCCUGACCGAUGUCGUCAUUGACCAAUUCCCCAAUCUUCUCGAGCUGCAAAGAUUCCUGAGCCAUCUUGCUGUGACAGACCCUGCUCCACCCAAGAAGGACCUCAUACUAGAGCAGGUUCCUGUAAUAUGGGAAAACAUUGUCAGUAAGAACUCUGGAAAAUGGCAAGCAAUUGCCAAGCACCAGGUAAACAACAUGUUUAGCCCUUCAGAAGAGGAACUGAGAAGCCAGGCUUGCAGAUGGGCAAAAACAUACAACCUGGAAGUGAUGGAAGCCCUGAUCCCAGAGAAACCCAAGUGUGCGAUGUGUGGCUCUGAGGCAGCAAAACGUUGCUCUCGUUGCCGGAAUGAAUGGUAUUGCAAACGAGAGUGUCAGGUACAGCACUGGCAGAAGCACAAGAAAGCUUGCAACUUGAUGGCUGAUACCUUGAAGAAAAUUCAGGAAGAUGUACAAGUACAGGCAAUGCCUUCCAAGUAAUUCUGAUGGGUAGAGAAGUUUGCUCCAGUUCCUCCUUUGACAAAUAGGCUAAAUUUUAGAGUUUGAGAUUAGAAAAUAUCCUCCUAUUAACAACAGACACAGGAAGCCACUUAAUGUCAGAUUUAACAAAAUUUCAGACAGAUACAGCCUGGGCUAGAGGAACAAAAUUCUCGUACACUAGGAGAGAUUGCACAAGAAAAGACUGAGCCCACUGAGUAGAGAAACACCUUGGUUUAGCUUCUCUCCCCUAUGCCAAUUUAAUCUUAAAAUACCACUGCUGCUUGUCUCCUGGACUGUGAAGGUGAUACAUGCAUAUUGGACUGUUCCUAUACUAGUGACAGAGAUCUAGAGUGACUCCCUAGGAAUUUGGAAGGGCUGAAUUUUAGUUGUGCUAGAAUUGCUUCUUUACUUUGUCAUCUAGAAUUUUUAAGUCUAAGGAAUUGUUUUGCAUACUGGCUUAGAUGAAGAACCUGCCCAGUCCCAUGGCACUGAAAUUAACUAGAUUCCCUGCUACAGUUCGAAGCUGACUCACAAUUGUUUUCUUUCUAUGAACCGAUGCAGUCACUGAAACCUAUAUACCUGCUUUGAGAAUGAAAACCUGAGCCUAUUUUUUUAAGCCUUUAUGGAAGAUCGUCAUUAAACCCAGAAGGCACUCAUCUUUUUUGGAUUGUUUUUCAUAUGCCGUUCUAUAAUGUUGGACACUCUCCUGAUCUGACUUCCCUAUGCUGCUUUUCAGAGAGAAGUAAAACAAUCUUAAGAGCAUAAAAUAUGCUGUUCAAAUUCAACCCAUUUUUCAGCACUGUGGAGUGUAUAGACACAUUCACACACACACACACACACACAGAG
Zootoca vivipara (common lizard) is the source of this 2251-nucleotide messenger RNA. It is a transcript of the gene ZMYND10, whose product is annotated as zinc finger MYND-type containing 10. Gene Ontology annotation, biological process: motile cilium assembly; inner dynein arm assembly; outer dynein arm assembly. The record is from RefSeq and is a predicted model, not a curated record. NCBI's taxonomy places the organism in Eukaryota, Metazoa, Chordata, Lepidosauria, Squamata, Lacertidae. Gene Ontology annotation, cellular component: centriolar satellite; cytoplasm.